GCUAGUUUUGGACACCGUUAAAUAUGAAAGGAAAGAAAUGUUCGACCACCUGCUCCUCUUCGCAACUCCCGCUCAACUCUCCUGUGCUUUAAAAUCUUUGGACCUCGAUGAAUGGUUAGACCCACAUUUUCUCUAUGGUUUAAUCAGAAACGGAGCCUCUUUGGCCGGUCUUCGCUUCGUGAACUUUCCAGGCUGUUAUGCCACACACAUCAAUAUUAUAAAAUUCUGCCUCGAUCAUGGAUUGGACCCAAACUUUAUCAAUGCAUCGGGUAAAACCCUUUUUUACCUUAUUUUGGAAGCAUUUCAUUUCACAAGCAAGGACGACGAUUCCUUGGACGAGAUGACAGCUAUGUUACUAUAUUAUGGCGCAGAUCCGUCACUAGAAAGAUGUAAUGAAUAUGUUUUACAUAAUGCCUUGGAUUUCGUUUUUGAGUACAGCUACGCUAAAGUGUCAGACUUCGUGUUCGAGCAGUUGUUUUUGUACACGUUUGAUGAUGCACACUUUUCCAAGGAGAUUAGUCUUCUGGCGUUCUUCAAACUUAUCAACAACCGACACUACAUAAAACCGUCUAAAAACAACAGCGACAUCAAAAUUCUUCUGAUCGACAGAUUAAUGGAUUUUGAUAUUAAAUUCGUGGAGUUUCGAUUUUUUCGAAGUUCUGGUGGAGCGAUGUCCACAGGCUGUUGGAUUGGCGCUGGAAACAGGAGAGAUGUUUGACUUCAUUUUUGAUCCCGUGUCUAAUUUUAUUAAAAGGAUGCAGUAUCUGAUGUAUUCGACGAACCAUUGCUACUUAUUUAAUUGUGUCGUAGAUUUUUGCAAAAAUGCGAACGGCAGCUUUGUUUGUGAAUUUGGAAGUUCGGAGCUAGAAGUAACAUGGUUAAUUUUGUUUAUGGUGGAAUAUGGUAUGCACUGUACGGAUGAAAUGUGCCACGUUAUCUACAGAAGAUUCGGCUAUUGUGUACUAUUUAGAACAUUACUUCACCUAGGCUUACAACAAGAAUCAAUUCCAUUUCAUCCUAUAAGUCACUGUUAUGAUAAAGUCAUAAUGGUCUCAUUCAUUAUUGACAUUGAUUUAUGCAUUGAAACUUUCGCCGCAUUACUUAAAAAAAACCUAUGGUUUCAACGAUAUAGAUUUCCGGAAUGGUUAGUAACACCGUGUGGUCGGUUACUCGCUGAUGGUGCAAUGUGCCUAUUAAAUUUUUUUGCCAACGCUGUAUUGACAAACGCCCUAUUGAGCACACCAAAAUUGCCACAAAUUGUUGCAAAGAAGAUUGCACUUCUACCAAAAGUGCCUUUGCUGCAACAGCUGGCUAGGGACGCUGCCAGAAAAUAUAUCAUUAACAGAUUUCAUGUGAUGACAAGCAAGGAAUUUUAUUCGUUGGUGAAUGCACUUCCUAUAGGUGUAGGCUAUAAAAAAAUCAUCACAUUUGAAAAACCUCUAUAUGAUGUGGAUGUGUCCAGUAAAGACAAUGACUGUGAAAGAGAGAAAAUUAUGAGGAGGAGGCAUAAUAGGAGUGACAGUGAAGGUGAUGAUCUUGAGUAUUGGGAUUUGUUUGAUGAUGUAAUAUAGGUAGCAUUUUAUAAAUUUAAAGCAAAAAUGGACAAUUAGAAGGUCACCACUUCUGUGAGCCUGUAUACCAUGUGUGUGUCCGCCGAUGACGAUGACAAUGACUGUGA
This is a messenger RNA of Zophobas morio, 1678 nucleotides long. RefSeq lists its product as uncharacterized. The record is from RefSeq and is a predicted model, not a curated record. Bases 38 to 718 code for a protein of 226 amino acids. The transcript is spliced from 4 exons. NCBI's taxonomy places the organism in Eukaryota, Metazoa, Arthropoda, Insecta, Coleoptera, Tenebrionidae.